AUGUCGCGGAUCACCCUUGCCUUAGCAGCUCUGCUUAUCGACAGUCUCAGUGGCUUCGACCACGAGUUACAUCACAACAAGCCGGUCUCACUGGUCCUCCCUAAGGGCCCGUUUAUCCUACAUGAAAGACUUUUCCAAGCUCGCAAUGGAGUGGUAUUCCGAGUGACCGAUUCCAACAAGAACGACUACGCCCUUAAGGCUGUGUCCCUACCUGUGGACACGGACCAGGAGAGGAAGAUUCACACGCUGGGCCAGUUCAACAGAGAGAAGAUGUGGUUCGGAAAGACCAACACGGUCCAGUGCGCUGCUAUAGGUUCUGCUAAGCCUGGUCAGACCGUCACCUGUCCAAACCACCACGUGCUCUACGGGUUUGGUCACGACGUCAGUGACAUUCAAUACGAGAACGGCACUAAAGUCCCUGUCACCAGUGGUGUCACCAUGGUCGUUCCCAAGGCAUCUGGCCGGAAAUCUGAGGACGUCAAGAACAUAUAUUUCGGGAGUAACAUCUUGAUGCAGUACAUGCCUGGUGGUCGCCUUGUCGAUCUCCUUCAACCAGCAGCAGACCAACAGGGCUACAUUGGAGAGUUCUCUAGCAUGAUCACGAGGUUCCCUCUGUUCCAGAAGAUCGCCCCUCAGCUGGUCACCAGUCUUAGAUUUCUCCACUCGAAAGCCCACAUGAUUCAUUUGGGCAUGUCACCAAAAACAGUCCUAUGCUCCGAUAAUAAGUGCAGUGACGCGGCCAUAUUUGAGUACUUCAAUACUUGGGAUGGGAAGGUUCCCACUCCGAGCACCCCACCGGCGGCUAGCGAGCUCAUGCAGGACUCAGUAGUCCUCGCCACUGGAGCUGAGGACGGGAAAAACUCGGAGACUAAGGAAAUUCGCAGUUUACUGAGCAGCCCUUCCCUUACCUUCGACGAGGCAAAGAGUGUGGACUGGUAUGCCCUCGGUGGCACUCUGUUCAACAUCAUUUCCGGCACCAGAGCAGUGGUGGAUGAACGCAAGUUGAAUAAUCCUUCGGUUGCUCUACAGGCCGAGAAGGUCGUGGCCCCUGAGGUAAGACCACCAGGACCAGCGUGGAAGGACCAACAUAUUGCUGUUCAGAACAAGAAGCGCAAUAGUGCUGUCCACAUGCUCACCGCGUCUCUGUCCAAGUCGAUGAGAUCUGAGGUGGUCGAGUCGAUGCUCCUGAUCGACGGACUCCUUCAAGAGGACCGUAAGCGCCGUAUCUCAUUCGACAUUGAGGACGCCACGACACCCGCGGUCCAGCAGAAGGAGGCGGUCGCCAAGCAGAGCCUCAGAGCUGGCAGAAGAACGUCCCUGCAGAAAGCCGCCGUCCCUGAUGUUAUUGAGGCACCGAUCCCCCAUGUGACCAACACGACUGGCGUGAACUGUGGGGAGUAUAUGAAACAAGGAGGAAGCCAAGUCGGGAAGAAUUCCCAUUUGGGCGCCUUCACACCUAAUCGUAAGAACGCCAGGAUCUAUACUCCCACGUUCAUGAAAGGCAUGUGUGUGCCAGUAUGA
This is a messenger RNA of Perkinsus marinus ATCC 50983, 1521 nucleotides long. RefSeq lists its product as hypothetical. The record is from RefSeq and is a predicted model, not a curated record. NCBI's taxonomy places the organism in Eukaryota, Perkinsozoa, Perkinsida, Perkinsidae. The transcript has 14 exons. Gene Ontology annotation, biological process: protein phosphorylation. Gene Ontology annotation, molecular function: protein kinase activity; ATP binding. Bases 1 to 1521 code for a protein of 506 amino acids.